GUCGUGUCGGAUUAUUGUCGAUAUCUGUUGCAUUGAAAGAGGCCAUGUUCAUCACAAAGACAAAUCCUUAGCUGGAUAGAUGCCCAACGGGGACGAUGAAGAAUUUCACUGUCGACUCCAAGGUCGACCUGCUUGAGCACCUCAUCGAGACGUCGCAGACAUGGGACGACCCCGACCUCGCCGCCUUCUUUGCGCACGCUCAGUCGACUUUUAAGGGAUUCAAGGGCACAACGUGGGAGGGCGCCGAUCUGGAGGACAAACUACGCGGGGAGGAGAAACACUGGUUGAGCGAGUGCGAUGGGAGUCGAAGCCGGCGCCGUGGCCACGAGAAGGGCUCAUACUACGACAAUGCCAUGGGGAAAUGGAAGAAGAUAUGGAAUGAGCUGCUAAUCAAGGACUGGCAGAAUGAGCUAGACAACGGUCGAGCGUUUGAGGAAGUGCCCCUCAGCCUUCGUGAGCAUUUGGUGCGCCCAAAGAAUGUCUUUGCAAUGGCCCCUCAUUCACCCGCGCCUGCAACAACGCCCAAGCCCAGAGUCGCUCUGGUAAAAGCCGAUCCCAACCAAUCGUCUCCCACGAAGCCACUGGAACACCAAACCCCAGGCGAGUCAGUGGCUGCCAAAGCCAAGAAGCUUGAGUUUGAGUAUGACGGGGCAAAGCUGAAGAGGGUGGUGGACUCCGCAGUAGAAAAAGCACGAGAGAUAGGGAAGGUGGACCUGGCCGAUGCCGUACAAAUGAUAUAUCAUGACUCGCAGGAAAACUUCGAGCUGAGGUAUCUCCUGGACCACAUUCUCAAGCAGACCGCCGACGAAGAACAGAACACGCGGUUCCAAGACUAUGUCCGCGCUGCGAAACGAAAGAUCAAGAUGCAAAGGGGCCAGAAACAUAGAAGUGAAAUGAUCAAGGAUGGAGACCGUCGAGCCAAGAAGCUGUUGCAUCGCGCGAAGGUUGCCAAGGAAAGUGGAAAGAGCAGUCCACCUGUCGUGCCAACAGGCGAGAAGCUGUGCGAUGAGAAGACGUGGUCUAGCAAGUGUCCGUGCGCGCAGUGUCUCCGCGACAAAGCGGAAUAUACAGAAGAUGCGACUGGGGUUACUGAUGCAGAGCAUCAGCGCAAAUAUGAAGAAUUCAUGCGCAAGAAUGGUCUAGAUGCUGGUAAAACGAAGGACUCGUCGAGGGCGCCGCCACCCAUGUACCAGCACGCUGUAGAGAUCGUGUCUCCGGUGAAGAAGGACUCUGCCACCUGGCAAGUCUCAAAAACAAGCAACGAGGAUGACAGAGUACGCACAGUCGACACCGACAUCACGCAGCUAGGCGCGGAACAGCAUGCCUCUAAGCAAGGCCCCCAAGAUUCUGUCCAAGCCAACGGCAAACUUGCCUCUGCCAAAACCGGCGGGCUAUCACACAGUAGCUAUAGGACGCUUCCACAUCACGAUCCGCUUGUCACUGAGAUUCUGGGCGACUUACAGUAUGAGCCGUCUGUGAAGAAGCUUCUGCGACAAAAUAGGGCACUGCCGACCAAUGCCAAUAUCAAGGACUUGCGCCGGCGAGAGUCAGCUCUCGAAGCUAUCAAGACCAUUGUUACGGAGACGCCAGCUGCAAAGACUGAUCUGAAGGUAAUGGCCGAGAAGCUGGAGGAGCGUGAUGCUCGCGAGGCUGAAGCUGAUGGCGAAGUCCGAUCAGAGAACCAAGCCAGUGCUGGAGCUGAAGAUGAUAGUCAAUACAACAACGAGCAGAGUGAUGAAGAGUCCGAGAAUGAGUACAAGGAGGACAUGGACGAGGACAUCACGCCACGCAGCAAGCGGGCUCUACGACCUCGUUUAUCAACUGCCGAAAUUGAAGAAACUGAGCGCGACUAUUCGGGACGGCGCAGAUCUCACAAGUGGCCCUGUCCUCUGGCCAAAGAGGCCGGUUGCGAUCAGUGGUUCAGCUCCUCUGGCCAUGCUGUACGUCAUGGAAAGAUCCAUACUGGUAUCAAGGACUUUACCUGUCCCGCAUGUGACAAGGCGUUCGCGCGAAAGGACAACAUGAUGGAGCACUUCAGAGGUGUGCAUAAGAACCGUGUUCCCUCGACGAAGCGUGGCCGACGUUCUUCCACCCAGUCCUCCAACGCCAUCAGCGAAGAGGCUGAUCAACGAGCGGAAGAGCGAGCGGCCAAGCGUAGACAGAGCAUGAGGAAGAACGCUGCAAAGGACACUACUGAUAGCAGAGCGUCCAGGGACAGCUCUAUCGUCUCUGGACGGUCUACGGACUCGUCGCUAACCGAGACGUUCUCGACAGACGAAGAGCGGCACGACCCUGGUAACCCAGAGAGUUUUGGCCGCCACGAGUCUGUCCCCCGCGAGCACGAAGUAGUGCUACACGGAAGCAUGAUAGCACAGCUUUCGACGACUUCAGAACCCGCAGUGCUGCUAGCACGCCUCGAAGCAAAGAUCGACGCUCUUAUCGGCCGUGACGCUAAUACUAUGAUCAAUGGCACGUCGAGACAACCACACGCCGAACAUGCCAUGGUCUCCUCUGCAGAGAGUCUGCUCGACAUCGCAACAUCGCUACAGACUGGUGCGCUCCACGACCAGAGCCCAGAAUUCAUACAGUUUGUCGCUCGUCUUACCCGGACUGCAGCGGAAGCUGUUAUUGAUGCUUCGAACAGUGCCAAAGCAUCUGCGGCCAUGGCGCGCGAAAUCAGCAUGAUGUUAGAAGAGCAGCAUGGACCUGCCGCUCAGAUCAGUGUAUAGUAUAGUGGAGGCAUUCCAUUUUUUCACGACGGUCAUGGACCUAAUGAUUCUGAGCGUUCUCGGUAGCCGGUAGCGGUCAUUUUUCCAGCUCGCGAUGACGCGUUAUGGCGCAACAGCGUUUGCAAGGAUCGAAUACAUGGGCACUGUUCAUACCAAUGCUUCUCGUCAGCGCAGGAACAGUGUAGCACAUUCUAGAAGGUAAUUCACGAAGUAUGAUUGCAAUUUGCUCGUAUAAUAAGCUCAACACUCGACUAUGAAUAUCAAG
Molecule: messenger RNA, 2994 nt
Organism: Sphaerulina musiva SO2202
Lineage: Eukaryota; Fungi; Ascomycota; Dothideomycetes; Mycosphaerellales; Mycosphaerellaceae
Exons: 1
Coding region: 96-2729 (877 amino acids)
Biological process (GO): regulation of transcription by RNA polymerase II
Molecular function (GO): DNA-binding transcription factor activity, RNA polymerase II-specific; RNA polymerase II cis-regulatory region sequence-specific DNA binding
Source: RefSeq, a predicted model, not a curated record